UCCGCGAGCGGGAGCGCGCACCUAGAUUGUAGAGCAGCUCGAGAGCAGUCUAUAAUGGCUGCCAGAAAAUCGAAAGCGCGAGAGAAAAGGCUUAAAUAAAUCAACCAGGACACUAACAGAGCUGCAUCUGAUGGUGUGAGGAUGGUGAGCAGUCAGCCCAAGUAUGAGCUGGUUCAGGAGGUGGGGCGAGGAAGCUAUGGUCUCGUUUAUGAGGCUGUAGUAAAGAAGACUGGGGCUCGAGUUGCUGUCAAAAAGAUAAGGUGCCAUGCUCCAGAAAAUGUGGAACUUGCACUCCGGGAGUUCUGGGCUUUGAGCAGUAUCCAGAGUCAGCAUCCAAAUGUCAUUCAUUUGGAGGAGUGCAUAUUACAGAAGGAUGGCAUGGUGCAGAAAAUGACACAUGGAUCCACUUCAUCUCUUUAUUUAGAGUUGGUGGAAACAUCAUUAAAAGGUGAAAUUGCUUUUGACCCCAGAAGUUCAUAUUAUUUGUGGUUUGUGAUGGAUUUCUGUGACGGAGGAGAUAUGAAUGCUUACCUGCUUUCCAGAAAACCAAACCGCAAGACAAACACCAGCUUCAUGUUGCAGCUAAGCAGUGCCCUGGCAUUUUUGCACAAAAAUCAAAUUAUCCACAGAGACUUAAAGCCAGACAAUAUUCUGAUCUCACAAAGCAGGACUCCCACAGGGGUACCUGAGCCCACUUUAAAAGUUGCUGAUUUUGGACUGAGCAAGGUUUGUUCGGCUUCUGGCUUAAAUCCUGAGGAGCCCGUCAGUGUCAAUAAAUGUUUCCUUUCGACUGCUUGCGGCACAGAUUUCUAUAUGGCUCCUGAAGUAUGGGAGGGACACUACACUGCCAAAGCAGAUAUUUUUGCCCUUGGGAUCAUAAUUUGGGCCAUGCUGGAGAGGAUUACUUUCAUUGAUACAGAGACCAAGAAGGAAUUGUUAGGGAGCUAUGUAAAACAGGGAACUGAGAUUGUGCCUGUUGGGGAGGCGCUUUUGGAAAACCCCAAAAUGGAGCUACACAUACCUGUGAAGAAGAAAAGCAUGAAUGCUAGCAUGAAACAGUUAAUUAAAGAGAUGCUGGCUGCAAACCCCCAAGAAAGGCCAGAUGCUUUUGAACUGGAGUUGAGACUAGUAAAAAUUGCAUGCAAAGAAUGUAACUGGGAUACGUGAUAUCCAAGAAAUACAGAAACUUGUACACACAACCAUUGAUUCAUUUUCUUUGGAUUUUCUAUGGAAUGCAGAUGGCCGAAGUGUCAACAUGCAUAUGGGAACAACAAAAUCGGGUCUCGAAUUGCCAUCUUAUUGUAUUGGCUCACAUAAUUUAACUUCUUUUGUUUCUUGAGUUGGGCUUAUUUAAAAAGGACAAGUUUUCAUUCAGAUUCAAUGCUAAAAGAUAUUGCAGCAAAUUUGAAAAACUUUGCUACCCUAUUAACUGUGAGGACCAAACAAAAUAGAAUUUGCAUGCUGGAAGUGCAGAUAAAUCUACCAUUUACAAUAAAAGCGCAUAAGCACAUGCCAUCGACAACAUACCUUAACAACUACACUCUCAAAUCUGCCUAAUCCAGUUCAGGGUUGCAGAGGGCUGAAGCUAUCCUGGUAACAUCAGGUAGAAGGAAGGAAUCAGCCUGUCACAGGGUUCCAAUCCAUCAAAGGACCCACUCACACACACACAAAAUUUAGAGUAGCCAAUUAACCUAAGCAGCUUGUUUUUGGAAAUGUGGAAUGAAAGCCUACACAGACUGGGAGGGGAACUUGUAAACUCCAACCAGUUGGCAUUCCAUCACCUGAGGACGGUGGCACUAAACGCUCCACGACUGUGCAACUAAGCUCUACUGUAGGAAUCGCUAAAUAAAGUACAAUUAACAGCCAUGCUAUCAUUUCACAUCUUACUUUGUACUUGUUAAAGUUGUAAUUUAAUGUACAUUGCACAUAAAGCUGUAGAAUACAUUCUGAACAGUAAGUGGUCAUCUUUCUAAAAUUGGAAAGUACAUUUCUUAAUUUCAAUGAAGCUAUCACAGCUUGAAAAAGAACAAUGUCCAUAAUCCACACUCAUAAGUGUUUGUUUGGAAGGCAGAUGUUAUUCACCCCAAUGAUUUUUUCUUUUUUGGGGCACUGGCUUUUAAGUGCCAUUUUUACUUGUGCAGUUAGUGAUAUGAAAAUUGAUAGUAUUGCGAUAAAUGAAUCACAGAAACAUUGACAUCUGAUUAAACUACUCCAUUAUCAUAACUCGGGCAGAUUAUGAGGGUCUACAGCCGUGUUGUCAAUAAUGUCUACCCAUAUUUGUUCACAAACCUGAACAGUAUGACUGCUGCCAAAUACAUGAACAUUGUUUUUAAAUUUGGAUGGGAACAAAAAUGAAAAUGUGAAUGCUGUGAACCGAUAUGGGAUGGGAGAAGGUCACCAUCUUGUUUUACUUUCAUUAUUUAUUUGAACACUAAAUGAACUGCCAUGAAAUUAACUGGAAAAUGUGAUAUUCACUAGAAAGCUGCCUUUCACUUUGAAGUGUUUUAAUCAUGCUGCAUAACAAAUAUUUUUUUCCACCUUUAAUGAAAGGAGCAAGAUUUAUUGCUUUGUUUCUCCUUCUGCUUAAAUACCUUUUUGUUUAAGAUUGAACAUACCAGGCAGCAGGAAAGCUGCUAGUGUAUAUAUGGUGCCACUGUUUCUUUUGUUUUACCGAAAGAUGGUAUUAAAUUAUAAACAGAAAAAUAUUUAUUCUUUGCAAAAACAGCCUUAUGGCCUUACAGGAGUAUUUGAGAUGUAGCAUUUCUCAGUACUCUGCAUUUUGUUAUUUAAUAUUGUCAGUCUGU
This is a messenger RNA of Erpetoichthys calabaricus (reedfish), 2804 nucleotides long. It is a transcript of the gene pdik1l, whose product is annotated as PDLIM1 interacting kinase 1 like. Gene Ontology annotation, molecular function: protein serine/threonine kinase activity; ATP binding. Gene Ontology annotation, biological process: peptidyl-serine phosphorylation; autophagosome organization; autophagy. Gene Ontology annotation, cellular component: autophagosome; cytoplasm. Bases 142 to 1167 code for a protein of 341 amino acids. The record is from RefSeq and is a predicted model, not a curated record. The transcript is spliced from 3 exons. NCBI's taxonomy places the organism in Eukaryota, Metazoa, Chordata, Cladistia, Polypteriformes, Polypteridae.